AUGACUACAAGUGAGGAUGAUCGUAAUGAGAUACCCGAGUUGGAGGAUGCUAGUGAUGAUGAUGGAGUAGAAUACCCUGUAACAAGUGAGUCCCUUGUUGCCAGUAUGGCAACGCAACACAAUAACUAUAAAUGUCGAGGGUGGCCCAGUGUCCAUAAUCCUGAAGAUCAACAAGAAUCUCCUAGAGAUUCAGAAAACCUUGUGGAUGUGGCAACUCACCUUAUAGAGGCUUUCACUAGUGGGCAAACCGCCAUGCAAGUACAAGUCCCACAUCUGACUGCUUUUGAUCGCUUCUGCAAACAGCAUCCUCCGUUGUUAGAUGCAGAUAAUUGGUUAGAGCGCUUGGAGAAAAUUUUCAGUGUAAUCAGCUGUACCGAGGAACAAAAGGUAGAAUUUACAGCAUAUAACUUGGUUGAUGUGGCCAAUGGGUGGUGGAAGGCCACUCACGGAUUUAUUCAGCAGGAAUUGGGUGAAGCUACCCCUAUAUCAUGGAAUAAAUUUAAAGAGGCAUUUAAUGACUGGUUCUUUCCUGUAUCCAUUCGAGAGGCCAAGGCCCGAGAGUUUGUUGACUUGAAACAAGGGACAAUGACAGUGAGACAGUAUGCAUCAAAAUUUGUGGAGUUGUUGAGAUUUGCCCCACACUUGGUCCACACCGAGGCACUAAAGGCCGAGAAGUUUGAGCGAGGCCUAAACCCCAGAAUUAUGGACUCCCUUCUUGCAUUGAAAAUUAGAAAGUUCGCGGACUUGGAAGAUAGAGCAGUGAUACUUGAGGAGAAUUUACGAGUCCGGGCAAGGGAAUUCAAUCAAAGGAAGAGGCCAUUUUAUGCCAUGGAGCAAAAUAAGGGCAAGAGACCUAUGUACAGCCCGAUGCCCAAGCCAAUCCAAGUGGUCAAACCUCCCCAACGUGGUACAACAGCGCCUCACCCCGCAUGCCAAAACUGUGGCAAAUGUCAUGCCGGGAAGUGCCUUAUGGGGACUAACAUUUGCUUUAAAUGUGGUAAGAUAGGUCAUUUGGCACGGGAGUGUACAGUGCUUGUGGCCCCUAAUACUCAAGUGCAGAAUCAAGGGCAGAAGAAUCCAACACCGACUCGAGUUUUCACGUUAACAUUUGAUGAUGCUGAUACUUAUCCUAAUUUGGUAACAGGUAUUCUUCCCCUGUUUUCACAUUGUGCUUUAGUACUAUUUGAUUAUGGUGCUACGCAUUCAUUUAUAUCCCAUAAAUAUGCAUGCCUGAGGGAGAGAGCACCUAAACCUCUUGAGCCAGUGAUGUCUGUUUCUUCACCUCUCAGGAAAUCCAUGAUUUGUCAGUUUGUGUUGAAGGGUUGCGCGAUAAAGAUACAAGAUCGACAUCUCCUUGCUGAUUUGAUAUUAUUUGAUAUGGAGUUCGAUGUGAUUUUGGGCAUGGAUUGGUUGUCUCAAUACCAUGCUAGCUUGGAGUGCUUCAAGAAGGAAGUAAUCUUUAGACCACCAGGUGAGUUAGAGUUCCGUUUCUAUGUUGCGGCUAAGAGUAUUAUGCCGAAGGUGAUCUCUGCAUUAAAGGCCACCACUAUGUUAAGGAAGGGUUGUGCAGGAUUUCUUGCUAGUUUGGUGAUGCCACAACCAAAUGGGCCUAAGUUGCAAAAUAUAGAGGUGGUGAAGGAUUUUCCUGAUGUUUUUCCAGAUGAACUACCUGGCUUACCUCCGAAUAGGGAGAUUGAGUUCUCUAUAGAUAUCAUUCCGGGAACGGCACCUAUCUCUAAAAUGCCAUACCGGAUGGCACCUGUAGAGCUCAUGGAGCUUAAGGAUCAAUUGCAAGAAUUGUUGGAAAAAGGCUUUAUUCGCCCUAGUGUAUCACCGUGGGGUGCACCAGUUCUCUUUGUGAAAAAGAAGGAUGGGUCGUUGCGACUUUUUAUCGAUUAUAGAGAACUUAAUAGGGUGACCGUUAAGAAUCGGUAUCCUCUACCACGGAUUGAUGAUUUAUUUGAUCAACUUCAAGGAUCCCAAGUAUUUUCAAAGAUUGAUCUCCGAUCAGGGUACCAUCAGUUGAAGAUUAAGGCGGAGGAUAUUCCAAAGACUGCUUUUAGAACGAGAUAUGGACAUUAUGAAUUUUUAGUGAUGUCCUUUGGAUUGACUAACCCCCUAGCCGCUUUCAUGGACUUGAUGAAUCGUGUCUUUCAGAAGUAUAUUGAUCAGUUUGUAAUAGUAUUUAUUGAUGACAUUCUUAUUUAUUCAAGAACCCCGGAAGAACAUGUGAAGCAUUUGGAGGUUGUUCUUCAAGUUUUGCGGGAGAAGAAAUUAUAUGCUAAGUUGAAUAAGUGUGAGUUUUGGUUACAAAAGAUUUCUUUUCUUGGCCAUAUAAUUUCAAAGGAUGGUAUUUCUGUAGAUAUUGCAAAGUUGGAGGCGAUAGUGGAAUGGCCUAGACCAAAAACUAUUCAAGAAAUUAGAAGCUUCCUUGGUCUUGCGGGGUAUUAUCGAAGAUUUGUUGGAGGGUUUUCUCGCAUCGCAGUUCCUUUAACGACCUUGACCCGAAAGGGUGAGGAAUUCAUAUGGACUACAGAAUGUGAGAAAAGGUUUCAGGAGCUCAAGGAGAAACUUGUGACGGCAACUAUUCUUACUAUACCUUUGGGUACGGAAGGAUUUGUGAUAUACAGUGAUGCCUCACACAAAGGGUUGGGGUGUGUUCUUAUGCAGCAUGGAAAAGUUGUAGCGUAUGCUUCGCGUCAACUUAAGGAUUAUGAGCGCAACUACCCAACCCAUGAUUUAGAGUUGGCUGUUGUGGUAUUUGCCUUAAAGAUAUGGCGACAUUACCUUUAUGGGGAACAUUGUGUAAUUUAUACGGACCACAAGAGUCUAAAAUAUUUCUUCACUCAAAAGGAGUUAAAUAUGAGGCAGCGUAGAUGGUUGGAGCUAUUGAAAGAUUAUGAUUGUAAUAUCAACUACCACCCCGACAAAGCUAAUGUAGUUGUUGACGCCCUUAGUUGGAAGUCUUCUUCUGGCACUCUUAGGAGUAUGUAUACUCCCCAGAAAUUUGUUCUUCUAGAUAUGGAGAAGCUGGGAGUGGAAAUGGUGAAGGAUGUACAAGCAAGGCUGAAUAGCCUAGUUCUUGGCCCGACAAUAUUGGACCAAAUUAAAGCUGCUCAAAGUGAAGACCUUAACCUCCAGAAGAUCAAAGCAGAUGUUUUAGAAGGAAAACAACCUGAUUUUGUUAUUUCUGGUGAUGGAUCAUUGCGAUUUAAAGGAAGAUUGUGUGUACCAGCUAAAAAGGAACUAAGGGAUCUAAUAUUGAGGGAAGCACAUCGGUCUCUAUACACAGUGCAUCCAGGUAGUACCAAAAUGUAUCGAGACCUGAGACAACACUACUGGUGGAGCGGAAUGAAAUGA
Molecule: messenger RNA, 3360 nt
Organism: Carya illinoinensis
Lineage: Eukaryota; Viridiplantae; Streptophyta; Magnoliopsida; Fagales; Juglandaceae
Exons: 3
Coding region: 1-3360 (1119 amino acids)
Molecular function (GO): zinc ion binding; nucleic acid binding
Source: RefSeq, a predicted model, not a curated record